Messenger RNA from Lizanozyma spartinae, 5070 nucleotides. RefSeq names its product serine/threonine-protein kinase (gene GCN2). The record is from RefSeq and is a predicted model, not a curated record. Gene Ontology annotation, biological process: regulation of translational initiation by eIF2 alpha phosphorylation; DNA damage checkpoint signaling. The transcript has a single exon. NCBI's taxonomy places the organism in Eukaryota, Fungi, Ascomycota, Pichiomycetes, Serinales, Debaryomycetaceae. Gene Ontology annotation, molecular function: eukaryotic translation initiation factor 2alpha kinase activity; protein binding; ATP binding. The coding region runs from base 1 to 5070 and encodes 1689 amino acids.
AUGAACGACCUAGAACAACGACAGCAGGACGAAGUGUCCAGUCUUCAAUCGAUCUAUGGGGAUAUCUAUAAAGAUGUUACCUCCAAAGGUUUAGUAUGGAACAUGAAACGUAGUCCACAUUUCCAGAUAUAUCUAGAGUCAUCGGAGGAUGCCGCUAGACCGACAAUUGCAUUGACUUUAGACAUUGAGUUUACGCCCACUUAUCCUAUUCUGAGUCCCAUAGUUAAGGUUCUUCACCCCAUCAAUCUCCUUAAGAAUAGUGUCAAUCGUAUAGAAAGGAAGAUCAAGGAGUUGUUAGUGGAAUAUAGAGAUGUAGAGGUAGGGUUUAUUCUUGUAUCGGAAGUGAAGGACAUUCUUGACGACAUCCAAAAGACUACCGAGAAGGUACUUUCCCUUGAAGAAGAACGUGAACUUCGGUUAAGGAAGGAAAGGGAAAAGUUGGAACUUCAAGAAGAGAAUCGAAAUAAAGAACGUGAAAAGGAAAUGCUUAAACAGAAUAAAGAAUUGAAUGAGCAAUUGAUAAAUAUGCAAGGAGAUUAUUAUAAUAAUGAACGAGAAUCAGAAGUUAGAGAUGAUUUAGUAAUCGAUUCAGAUACAGAAAUAAUGCCUCCAAACAAUUCAGAAUAUUUUAUAUUCGAUAAUCCUUUAAUUGGAGAAAUUCCUCUGACGAAAUCAAAAUUCAAAUUCAAAGCAGUUCUGGGGUUUAUUCCUUAUGAUAAACGAGAUCUUUUAUCUUCAAUUGCCUCACAAUACAUUGUUAAGCCGUAUUUACCAAAGCUUACUAAGGAAAGACUUGGUAGAAAAGGUGGAGAUGUGCUAUUACUUUUGACUGAAGUGAAUUUAUUCAAUAAGUAUUGGAUAACAGAAACUGGUAAACGAGAAAUCCAAGAACUUGAAGCAGAAUUACAAUUAAUAAGAACCUUGCACCAUGAAAACCUUAAUAGAUUAUUAGGGUUCCAAAUAGAUAGACUUGAUUUUGAAGAUGAAAAAGGAUGGAAAAUUCGUCUUAUCACCGAGUUCUCUUUGAACUCCGAUUCCUUAACUGAUAUCUUAGAAACCGCAGAUUUCGUCAAUUGGGCUUUAGCAAGAACUUGGUUAAUUCAAAUGUUACCAGCUUUAGAAUACUUGCACAAUUCUGGAUUCAUUCACAAGCUUAUUAAUCCUUUAACUGUGAGUAUUCAAGAGUCUCCACAAUCUUCAAAUAAAAUAAUCAAACUAAGUUAUCCAAGCUAUGGCUAUAGGCUCUUAAAGAUGUUUGAGAGCCAUCCAGAUAACCACAACAAAUUGGGAUCGCCUGGAAUUCUUCUUUCACAAGUACCGGCUACAUGGAUGGCACCAGAACUUAAGAACAAAGGUGGUGAACAAACAUACCAAACUGAUAUAUGGGAUUUGGGUGUACUUUUCAUGAGAGUAAUGCUCAGUGUUAAUAUAUUAGUGACGACAUUUAUAACUCCAGAACUGUUUUUUGCUGAUUUUGAUGUGGAAGAUUACCCUGGAGUUGAAGAAUAUGCGGAAUUAGUGUAUGAUUUAUUAUCCAAAAUGCUUCAAACCAAACCAUCCAAACGGCCAUCACCAAUGGAAUUAAAUACAUGCAAGUUCUUAAGAGAUGGACCUAUGUUGAACAACUCUCAAAGUGAGUUUAAGGCAAGAUCAAAAAGACUAGCCAAUAGUUCUCAUGAACAUGCGAUAGCUGAUAGCGAAGAAGAAUCUGAAACAGAGGAGCAACCUUUACCUGCAUUUCUGGAACGUACCAAAGCUUUAGCAGCCAGCAAUAGAAGACGAUAUUCCAAUCAAAAUCAUGGUUUUGGUGACAACAUGUCUUCUUCAUUCAUAAGUGCUGGCUCACCCCGAAAUUUAGGAAGAUACGAAAGAGAUUUUGAAGAAAUAGGCAGACUUGGUAAAGGUGGGUUUGGGGAAGUUGUUAAGGCCAGAAGCAGAAUGGAAGGUACCUUUUAUGCUAUCAAAAAGAUCAAGCAUAAGGCUAACAAACUCGAUUCUCUUUUGAGUGAAGUACUUUCUCUUGCACGUUUAAAUCAUCAAUUCAUUGUGCGUUACUACGGAACUUGGAUUGAAGAAGUCACUGAACACCACAAGCCAGAUGACGACGAUAAGGCAGACGAUGAUGAUGAAGAUGAGGAAGAAGAUGAUAGUCUUGAAAUAUAUAGCGAGAUUUCUGAAGAGGACUUUCUGAGUCCUUUCAAUCGCUCCAGUUCGUUCUUGGUCAGCAGAAAUAAUUCGUAUCAAGCAGAUUUCUAUUCUUCCAAUACUUUUGAUUCUGGUAUUGACUUCAGUUCAGACUCCAAUAAUGAAGAUAUUGACGAUUUAAUUGAGUUUGCAAGAUCAACAGAUGAUGAAGCUGAACAGACUGAACAAGAAGAAGAGGAAGAAGAUUCUGAAUCCGUUAAUGAGCUGACUACAGAGGAAGGGAAACAAUCCAUAUUAAUCACCAAACUGAGAAAACUGCAAGCAGAAUCUCAAAAGAGGUAUAUUCUUUACAUUCAAAUGGAGUUCUGUGAGAAUAAUACUCUUCAAAAUUUGAUUGAACAAGGUUUACCUCAAAAUCCGAAAGAAUACUGGAGACUUUUCCGUCAAUUACUUGAAGCUAUUUCUUAUAUACACAGGGAAGGGUUUAUUCAUCGAGAUUUGAAACCUACCAAUAUUUUCAUUGAUAAAUCAAAUAACGUGAAGGUUGGAGACUUUGGAUUGGCCAAAAAUUCCCAGUUUUCAACAGUAUUUCUGAAUAAUAACCAAGUAUCUCCUCCUACCAACGAAAAGGAUUUAUCAACAAUUGUUGGAACAUAUUUUUAUACUGCUAAAGAGGUGGCAUCAGGAAACUAUGAUGAGAAGGUGGAUAUGUAUUCUUUAGGAGUAAUAUUCUUUGAGAUGUGCUACCCCUUAGGAACUGGUAUGGAAAGGGCUCAAACUUUAAACAACUUACGAUUAGUGACAGUUGAUUUCCCUUCUAAUUUUGUUGAUCUUAAAUAUAAAACAGAGAGGAAGAUAAUCAAGUUAUUGCUCGAACAUGAUCCUAAGAAACGGCCUGGAGCAACAGAAAUUCUUCAAAGUGGAAUGCUUCCAGUAGAACACCAAGAUCAAGUAAUUAGAGAAGCAUUGAAGUCUUUGGCGGACCCUUCUUCUCCUUGGCAACAACAAGUUCGGGAAACUUUAUUCAACCAACCAUAUUCAUUGGCUACCGAUGUUUUGUUUGAUAAAAGAGCCCACCAUGAUGGUAAGAUUAAUUCUUCAGACUUUAUGCUAGUGGAUAAUGUCUUGAGACAAGUGUUCAAAUUAUUUAAUCGUCAUGGGGCUGUACAAGACUAUACCAGUUACUUACCUUUACCAAUGUCACCAUUACAAGAGGGUAAUUUUGUCUAUCAAGUCUUGGAUAAAGAUGGUUCAGUGUUGACUUUACCAUACGAUUUGGUACUCCCCAUGGCUAGAUUCCUAAGUCGAAACCAGGUGUUUUUAACCAAAGUGUAUCGACAUCAAUAUGUUUUCCGUCCUGGAUUGAGAGGUUCAGGUGUACCUGAGAAAUAUAGUGCUGUUAAUUUUGACAUAGUCACCAGGAAUGCCUCCGGGCGGAUAUUUGAUGAUGCAGAAACUCUAAAGGUUGUUAGUGAGAUAUUUAAAGUUCUUCCAUGCUUCCAAUCCAAGAAUUCACAAAAGGUUAUAUUCAUUAACCAUGGCGACAUUUUGAAUGCUGUGCUAUCCUUUGCCUAUGACAAUAUUUCUUUAAAGGAUGAACAAAGACUUCGAAUCCUGGAAAUCUUAUCUCAAAUGGGUAUAGAGAAAAGCAGUGAAGAGAUACGAAAGUAUUUAUAUGAGCAAGUGAGUGUUCCUCAAACCCUGACCAAAGACUUAUUGGAACAAUUUAACUUUAGUGUUGAACCAGAUAAGGCAAGACAAAAGUUAUACAAAUUGAUGCAAGAUUCUCCUCAUUUCACAAAGGUUGAAAAGGGGUUAUCAUAUAUUCGGGAAGUGUUAAACAUCUUAAAGAAAUUGGGUAACCACAACACCACGGUUGUAUUCAACCCUUUAAGCAACUACAACAGUAGGUAUUAUUCCAAGGGGAUAAUGUUUCAAGCCAUAUAUCGAGUUGAUAAGAAUAGAAGGUUUACUAGGGUGGCUACAGGUGGUAGAUACGAUGAGCUUAUAUCUUAUUUACGGAGUCAGGAUUCUGUUUCUUCCAAUAAGAAUUAUAGCGUGGGGUUCUCGUUGAACACCAACCUUAUAUUCAUACUCAUGAAGAACAUAAUUUCCAGGAAAAGUGUCGAGUUUUGUAAACGAGAAUGGACUGGGUCUCGAGUGGAUGUGAUUAUCACUAGCAUUAACCCGGCAUAUUUGAAGCUGACAGGGUAUUGGAUUUUACUGAAUCUUUGGGAGAACGAUUUAAGCUGUGAGUUGUUCUUCUCAUCACCACUGACAGAGUUGGUUGAUGUGUGUAAGGAUUCUGGUGCCAAAUGGGUAAUUUCCAUUAAGCAACCCAACGAUACCAUGAACAAACGGAGUAAGAACAAGUUUAAACCUCUUAGAAUCAAAGACUUGGUGAAUGAUCAAGAAUACGAUGUUGAAUACAAUGAAUUGGUGGAGAAAAUGAAACAAAUGUCGACCCAGGAAGUACUGGAACAGCUACAACUGCAACAGUCACAGUCGGAACCACCAGUGUCCAAUGCAUUUGAUGAUUCCGAAGUGUCUUCUACCAUAGAAGUCGACCAAAGAAUCGUGGAAAUAUCCCAUGAUGCCCCUAGAGGUAGAAAGCAACAAGCCAAGCACACCGGUUGGGAUUCUAAAGAUGCUGGGAUUAAUAUGGCUAAGACUAUAGCAACAUCACCUGUGAUUGAAGUUGAUGCUAGAGAUGAAGUCCUUGAUAUGAUUGCAAUCACUAGCAUUCACCAGAAAGAUGAAUGGAUCCGAAAGAUUGUCUAUUCACGUCAAAACUUCUCCAAGAGUUAUGCAGAGAACAUCCACCAUGCUUUGGUUAAAGAGUAUACUAAAGGUCAUAAAUGGGCUAUUGUCCAUAGUCCAAGAUCGGGAAAGACCAUUAUUGUUAGUCUUGGGUUUAUGAAAUGA